This is a messenger RNA of Quercus lobata, 825 nucleotides long. RefSeq lists its product as uncharacterized. The coding region runs from base 1 to 825 and encodes 274 amino acids. NCBI's taxonomy places the organism in Eukaryota, Viridiplantae, Streptophyta, Magnoliopsida, Fagales, Fagaceae. The record is from RefSeq and is a predicted model, not a curated record. The transcript has a single exon.
AUGAAGCCUCGUACGCUCUCCAGGGAAGAAGAAGCAGAGUUAGCCAGGAGUAACAAGAAGGUGAAAGACAGCCAUCAUGCCAAGUUUAAUGAGGGUCCCAGCGACGGCUAUCCUCCGCAAAACAACUCCAACCAUUGGAACCAGUCUAAUGUGUCUUUCAGGGACAAGCUCGUGGGUGAAAUCCCUGGAGCGUUUGCCCAUGCUUUUGACUUCACGGACCACAUGGACGCUGAAAGUGACUCAGAAAAUGAAGACGAGGAUAUCAAUGAACUCCGCGCAGGUCUGGUAGCCAUCAAGCUAUCGAAAGACACCAAGAAGCGCUUACGAGAGCGCUGGUGUAAAGCAGUCAUUGUUAAGCUGGUAGGGCGUUCGGUCAGUUUCUUCUACAUGCAGAGUAAAUUAAAUCAUAUCUGGAAACCUGAGGGUAGAAUGGACGUCGUGGAUCUCAGCCACGGUUUUUUCCUGGUCCGUUUCUUCUCCAAGGAAGAUUUAAACUCUGUUCUAAGACGAGGACCUUGGUUUUUGGGGGAUCAUUUCCUCUCCAUUAGGCCAUGGGAACGGUUCUUCAAGCCUUCCACAGCGAACAUUUCUCUGGUUGCCGUGUGGAUUUGCCUCUACAAGCUGCCCAUUGAACUUUAUGAGACAGAAAUUCUGAGAGAGAUCGGCGAAUCCAUUGGGAAGGUUCUUAGGAUAGAUACGCAUACUGCCAUGGAAGCUAGGGGUAAGUAUGCGAGGAUGUGUAUUCAGAUUGAUAUCAACAAGCCCUUGAUCGAUACCAUUCUCAUCGGGUGUUUCGAACAGGCCGUGAACUAUGAAGGAAUUUAG